Oncorhynchus gorbuscha (pink salmon) is the source of this 3224-nucleotide messenger RNA. Its product is annotated as serine/threonine-protein kinase MAK-like. Bases 171 to 2108 code for a protein of 645 amino acids. The transcript is spliced from 14 exons. Gene Ontology annotation, molecular function: ATP binding; protein serine/threonine kinase activity. The record is from RefSeq and is a predicted model, not a curated record. Gene Ontology annotation, biological process: cilium assembly; intraciliary transport; intracellular signal transduction. NCBI's taxonomy places the organism in Eukaryota, Metazoa, Chordata, Actinopteri, Salmoniformes, Salmonidae. Gene Ontology annotation, cellular component: cilium; cytoplasm; nucleus.
GGGGUGUAGUCGUUUUCUUUCUGUGUAUCUAGAAGAGAUGUCCUAGCUCCCCUGUGUCGUUAUUCUGAAUCUGAGACCCACCCCGCGGCAUUGUGAUCCUCGUCAGUCAGUGUGUCUGUUCUCCCAGAAGAAAGUAGCCUACUGUAGCUGCUGUGUGUUGACUGCUUCUCAUGAUGACUGACUCUACUAUGGGGCUGCGUUUGGGACCAGGACCAGGGCCGGGACCAGGCCCGACCUCUCCGCUGAAGGAGCAGCAGCAGGGUUGGAACGCGGCCCCGCGGUGGGAGAUGAACCGCUAUACCACCAUGAGACAGCUGGGGGACGGGACCUUCGGCAGCGUGCUCAUGGGCAAGAGCAACGAAUCUGGAGAACUGGUGGCCAUCAAGAGGAUGAAGAGGAAGUUCUACUCGUGGGAUGAGUGUAUGAACUUACGAGAAGUCAAGUCUCUGAAGAAGUUGAGCCAUGCCAACGUAGUGAAGCUGAAGGAGGUGAUUCGAGAGAAUGACCACCUCUACUUUGUCUUUGAGUACAUGAAGGAAAACCUCUACCAGCUGAUGAAGGACAGACAGAGAUUGUUCCCUGAGUCAGUGAUCAGGAACAUGCUGUUUCAGAUAUUACAGGGACUCUCCUUUAUCCAUAAACAUGGUUACUUCCACCGUGACAUUAAACCAGAGAACCUGCUCUGUAUGGGUCCAGAGUUGGUGAAGAUAGCUGACUUUGGGUUGGCCAGAGAGAUACGCUCCCAGCCUCCCUACACUGAAUACGUCUCAACUAGAUGGUACCGCGCCCCUGAGGUUCUCCUGAGGUCCCAGUCCUAUAGCUCUCCUAUAGACAUCUGGGCAGUGGGCUGCAUCAUGGCGGAGCUCUACACACUCAGACCCCUGUUUCCUGGAAACAGCGAGGUGGACGAGAUCUUCAAGAUCUGCCAGGUGCUGGGCACCAUGAAGAAGAUGGACUGGCCCGAGGGCUACAACCUGGCAGCCUCGAUGAACUUUCGUUUCCCCCAGUGUGUCCCGACCAGCCUGCGCUUGCUGGUCCCCAACGCCUCCAAUGAGGCCCUGGUUCUGAUGAGGGACAUGCUGCAGUGGAACCCCCAGAAGAGACCCACCACCAUACAGGCUCUGAGGUACCUGUACUUCCAGGUGGGCCAGGCGUUGGGUCCUCCACCUCAGUACCCGGAGGAGCACAAAGCCCAGAGCAGGACCGCAGCAGCUCAGCAGGCCUCCUCUACAGAGCCCAAACCUCUCCCCCUCUGCAAGGCCGACCUCCAGACCAUCUUAGAGACCCAGCCCCAGCCAACCCAGGGACAGGGCAGGGUUCAGCCCCUCCAGCAGAUCCACCAGCCUCAACACAACACAGACCAUCACAGACACUCCAACACAGACUGGGAUGGACACAGCCAGCACCAGUACCAGCCAUCCCCACUCAGCCUGGUCAAACACACCCAGCCACAGAAAGCCACUCCAGCAGGGUGUGAGAACACCACGUCAGGGUUCAGGAGCAGUAGGAGGCGGUGGGGAGAGGCGUCAGUGAAGGCAGCAGACACCUGGGAUGACUCUGACCUGGGCAUCUCCCUCUCCAAGAAACCCAGCAUCGCAUCUCUCAGGGACAAACACCAGGACAACGACAACUACCGGUCUGCAGAGCCCAAGUACAACACGUCAUCAGUGAAGCAGCACUAUCUGCACCAGUCCAGAUACCUCCCUGGCGUGAACCCUAUGACCAACAAGAGCAGCUUUCAGCAGCAGCCUGGAAGGAGUGUGUGGGCCAACUCCUCUUUAACCAUGGCACAGGGAACAGGACUUCCACUUUCUAAAGAUAACUUCCUGAGUAACACCUACAACCCUGCCAGCAGUAGCAGUUACACGUCAUCGUUUCAGAAGGAGAUGGGAUCAGCUGGACACAGGACCCAUCACCUAGCAACCGUAGGAGGCAACUCUGCUAAGUACGAGGGAUGGAAGACCAAGUCCAUGAAUCCUCAGAUCCCUGGAUCUUCUCGCCUCAACAGCAACAGUGGAGGGAAGAUCACCUCGUCCAGACCUCCUCCUAUCCAGCCUGUUCACGGACGGGUGGACUGGGCCACCAAGUACGGAGGAGGCCACCGGUAGCACAGCCCACUAUAGCCAUAUGACUGAGAAGAGUACCCAUUGACCCCACUAUAGCCAUAUGACUGAGAAGAGUACCCAUUGACCCCACUGUAGCCAUAUGACUGAGAAGAGUACCCAUGGGACCCCACUAUAGCCAUAUGACUGAGAAGAGUACCCAUUGACCCCACUGUAGCCAUAUGACUGAGAAGAGUACCCAUGGGACCCCACUGUAGCCAUAUGACUGAGAAGAGUACCCAUUGACCCCACUGUAGCCAUAUGACUGAGAAGAGUACCCAUUGACCCCACUGUAGCCAUAUGACUGAGAAGAGUACCCAUUGACCCCACUAUAGCCAUAUGACUGAGAAGAGUACCCAUUGACCCCACUGUAGCCAUAUGACUGAGAAGAGAACCCAUUGACGGUGUACUUCCUGAAUUGAAAUGGAAUUGGCUCCAACCCUGGUGGGCAUUAGAACAGUCAGAACCGUUUCCCCCUAUUGAGAAUCAACUCCGAGGAAGAAUUCAAUUUACUGCAGAGCACCGUGAGCGGAGGGAUACUCCAACUAGAGAGAAGAGGGACUGUUUCCUGCAGAGCACCGUGAGCGGAGGGAUACUCCAACUAGAGAGAAGAGGGACUGUUUCCUGCAGACAACCGUGAGCGGAGGGACACUCCAACUAGAGAGAAGAGGGACUGUUUCCUGCAGAGCACCGUGAGCGGAGGGAUACUCCAACUAGAGAGAAGAGGGACUAUUUCCUGGCUGUGUUGUGUACACACAGCAUCAUUCUAGUCUGUUAGCCUGAGUCUCUGGCUGGUGUCCUAAAUGGUACCCUCUUCCCUAUAGUGCUCUGGUCAUAGGUCGUGGACUAUAAAGGGUUCCACAGUAUGUGAUGUCAACUGUUGUCAUGUAGCUAGCUAGCAUCAUUCCAGUCUGUGUACUGUACAAUAUUUCAGCAUUACCUUCAAUACAUGUUUGUUAUUAUUUUUCUAGAUUUAGGUGAGAGUUGACUAAAAAUAAAAGUAUUAUUUUACUACUGAAGCAGCCAAUGAGUUCAAGUUAUCCAUACUUAUUUUCUGUCAGGUAACAUUUGUCUGUAUAUCAAAUAUAAGUUUUGUUCAUUAAAAAAAAGUGCCAAAGCUUG